AUGUCCGCGACAUUCUCCUCCCUCGUCGAAGAGCGCUACCGCGACUCGCAAUCGUCCGCCUUCUCCCCCCCAAUUAACCCAUCUCAUCCUCUCCCCGGGGCCCUGGAAACGAUUCUCUCCCACAAGUCUUGCCGGGCCUUCCUCCGCGACAAGCCUCUUCCUAAGGGAACCCUGGAAACGCUCCUCACAGCCGCCCAAAGCAGCUCGACCUCAUCCCUCUUCCAAACAUGGGAUGUCAUCGCCAUCCAAGACCCCGAGCAUAAAGCCCAGGUUGCGGUGCUCGCAGGCGACCAGGAGUUUAUCCGCCAGGCCCCCUUGUUCCUUGCAUUCUGUCCGAAUUUGCGCCGUCUCAACAAUAUUGCCAAGCAGCAUGAUCAGCAGCCGGCUAGGGCGCUGGAGAACAUGGAUAUGUUUAUCAUGAGUGCCCUUGACGCGGCGAUCGCGGGGCAGACUGUUGCGAUUGCUGCUGAGUCGCUGGGUUUGGGGAUCUGCUACGUUGGUGCGCUUCGAAACAACGCAGAGCAGAUCUGUGAACUGCUGAAUCUGCCACCCUUGACUUUGGGUGUGUUUGGAAUGGCCAUUGGGUAUCCGGAUACGGAGAACUGGCUCUUCGGCAAUCAGAUCAAACCGCGCUUGCCGAUGCGGGAGAUUGUUCAUAUGGAGCGGUGGAGUGAGGAGGGACAGAAAGAGAAUAUUGCGUCUUAUGAUCAGUCGUUGGGAGCGUUUUAUGUGGAUGAGUCGAAGUUUGGACGGAAGUACUGGGGGGAGUUCGUGGCGGGCAAGGUUGCAUCGUAUGAGCAGGAUGGGAGGGAGAAAAUUCGGGGGGUUAUCGAGAGGCAGGGGUUUAAGCUUGAAUAG
Messenger RNA from Aspergillus pseudotamarii, 858 nucleotides. Its product is annotated as NADPH-dependent oxidoreductase. The transcript has a single exon. NCBI's taxonomy places the organism in Eukaryota, Fungi, Ascomycota, Eurotiomycetes, Eurotiales, Aspergillaceae. Gene Ontology annotation, molecular function: oxidoreductase activity. The coding region runs from base 1 to 858 and encodes 285 amino acids. The record is from RefSeq and is a predicted model, not a curated record.